Molecule: messenger RNA, 1034 nt
Organism: Centruroides sculpturatus (bark scorpion)
Lineage: Eukaryota; Metazoa; Arthropoda; Arachnida; Scorpiones; Buthidae
Product: acyl-CoA desaturase 4-like
Exons: 4
Coding region: 210-965 (251 amino acids)
Biological process (GO): unsaturated fatty acid biosynthetic process
Cellular component (GO): endoplasmic reticulum membrane
Molecular function (GO): iron ion binding; stearoyl-CoA 9-desaturase activity
Source: RefSeq, a predicted model, not a curated record
UCGCUAGCUUGCGCUCCACUAACGGGAUGGCCAGUGUUUUUCGAGUUUUCUUCACGUAUAUAACAACCUAAUAGGAGCCAAUUUUCAGAAUUUCUUUUCAGGAGCCCACGUAUUGUGUUACCGUACUCUAUCGAGCCAAACAUCCCGAAACCUGAUACAUUAGUAAUAGACCGAACGAAUACCGGAUUAAAUCGAGCUACUUCUCCUCUAUGUUAAUAAUGGGUAAUUUUUGUUCGCUUGGAAUUACUGCAGGAGCGCACAGAUUGUGGUGCCAUAGAACAUACAAAGCAAGGUUACCAUUGAGAAUUUUGUUGAUGCUACUAAAUUGUUCCAUGCUUCAAGAUAACAUAUACGUUUGGUGUAGAGAUCAUCGUGUUCAUCAUAAAUUCACUGACACUGAUGCUGAUCCAUAUAAUUCCAAAAGAGGUUUUUUCUUCUCUCACAUGGGUUGGCUUAUGGUAAAAAAACAUCCUGCAGUCAUAGAGAAAGGAAAAACUAUUGAUGUUAGCGACGUUCUAACUGAUCCAGUAGUUCAAUUUCAGAUAAAAUAUUAUGUUCCGCUUGUUAUAUUAAUGGCAAUCAUCGUCCCUUCUCUGAUACCUUAUUAUUUUUGGGAUGUAAGCUGGCAAGAAUGUAUUUGUAUAUCAUUUUGUUACCGAUACAUUCGUAGUUUACAUAUCACCUGGUUGGUUAAUAGCGCGGCACAUAAAUGGGGAUAUAAACCUUACGAUAAAAAUAUCUCUUCUGUUGAGAAUGCCAUCGUUUCUUACUUAACAAAUGGAGAAGGCUUCCAUAAUUUUCAUCAUAAAUUUCCAUGGGAUUAUUCCACAAGCGAAUAUGGUUGGAGAUUGAAUAUUUCAACAGUUUUUAUCGACAUUAUGGCCUUUCUGGGGCUCUCAUACGAUAGAAAGAAAGUUUCAAACAAAUUAGUUGAAAAAUUCAAGAAGAAAUAUGAUUUGAAAUAAUAUGUAAAUAAAGGAAAAGAACUACAAUAAAAUAUUGCAAAGAGGUUUAAAUUACUGUAUUAUUAGAGA